Molecule: messenger RNA, 996 nt
Organism: Sorex fumeus (smoky shrew)
Lineage: Eukaryota; Metazoa; Chordata; Mammalia; Eulipotyphla; Soricidae
Product: translation initiation factor IF-2-like
Exons: 2
Coding region: 1-996 (331 amino acids)
Source: RefSeq, a predicted model, not a curated record
AUGGGGCCCGAAGAGAACAAUUCCAAUAUUAACAUUUGGUUACCAGGGGACAAAGAGAUAAGCCAGCUGCGGCCCGUAGCUUGUCGUCCGCUCCCACCCCGCAACGCCCGUGGUCGGAGAUGCGAUCACUGCGCCCACAGGAAGGCUGCCACGGGCGGGCACCCGACAACGACGUCCAGGGCAGCUCUCCCAACGCUCCGUUCCCGAGACCCCCGCCCACCUCGAGGUCCCCACCCCGGCGGCCCCAUCCUCCCGGAACGUCCGCGCGCCGCUUCCCGAUCCCGGCCCCGCCAGCCGGGCUCCACGGGUCCGCAGCAGCUGGCUCCGACCUACUGUUCCGUCCGCGGCCUGGGCCGCCGCCACUCCGCCGAAGCCCAGCAGGAGGGGCGCGCCUCGCCCCGGCCACCGCGCCCGGCCGGUUACGCCUUCCCCGUGACACAACUCUUGUCACCUGCGCCAGCUCCGGUCAGCCGGCCGCCGAGCCCGCUCACAGGCCGCUCGGGACGCGCCAACGGCGGAGCGGCCGCCGUCGCCCGCCCUCCCGCCCGCCGCGCCGUCGGGCGCCCGCGCCCCCCACGCCCCCCCAGCCCGCGAGGACCCGAGCGAGCGGCGCCGCCCGGCCCCAGCCCUCACCGGCGCCGCAGCCCCGCCGCGUCUGACCCGGCGGCUCCAGCAGACGUGGCUGCGCGAGGGGCGGGGCGCGCGCGGGCGGCGGCCCCCGGAAACGCGGGCGCGACACCUCCGUUCCGGGCCAGAGUGUUCGCCUGCGCUCACCAAGGCCCGCCGGGAGCCGAGGCUGCUCCGGACACAGGGUCGCUAGAGAGCCCACCACAAGUGACCCGAAGCGAAUUCCAGAAAGUUGGAAUUGGGGCUUGGGGUUUUCGCCCGUGGGAACUAACUUCCGGACUGACAAGGACCACUCCCGAGGCCCGACACCUGAACUUCCGGCGGAAGUGGUGCCACGGGAGCUUCAGGCCCCGCCCCCCUGUCAAGUAA